Molecule: messenger RNA, 672 nt
Organism: Heterotrigona itama
Lineage: Eukaryota; Metazoa; Arthropoda; Insecta; Hymenoptera; Apidae
Source: the annotation of a GenBank genome assembly
AUGGAGCCUUUAUCGCAUCCGGUGACAUCGGCCCGCGGAAUUUCAAUCGUGCGCGACGCGGCGCGGCCCACCUUUGCGUGGUCCACGCGAAUUCGGAACCCCGAAAAUCUCGAAUACGCCCGGAUAUCUGUUGCUCGUUUGCCAAUCCGUUCCGAUAAUUGCCGUCUUCGUCCAGAACUUCGUUCUGGUGGCCUGCAUCUUCGCAACGGCUAUUCGUGCGUACCUGUUGCUCUGUCGGAGGGCCUGGACAUCCGGUUGAACACAGCGGCCAGGGCGGUCCGCUACGGAGUGAACGGGGUGGAGGUGUGGGCCGCACCCUCGCGCAGCCCUCACACAAAUCACACGGUGUACAAGGCGGACGCGGUGCUGGUGACGCUGCCUCUCGGUGUUCUGAAGGCUUCCGCGCCGCCGUCCGCGGUCGCCUUCAACCCGCCGCUUCCGGACUGGAAGUCACAGGCUAUUCAGAGGCUCGGCUUCGGCAAUUUAAAUAAGGAGUUUGCGAAUUUUGCUUUUGAAUAUGGAAAUUGGCCGGGUGGUUUUAGAUCGGCGAGAUACGCUCGCGAGAAUGACCCUGGGAUGACUCUGAUGGAUGUUGGGGAUGUUGGAACGACGGAUUUAGGAAUGAUACGUGCUUGCGCGAUUAAUAUUCCAGAUUCUUGUGUUCUUAGGUAA